CCACAAGCGCGGUCCGGCAGGUCACAGGUGCGGCGGUUGCCCCUCCAUGUCAUUGCCCCUCCACCUGCCCCUCAGUGAGCUCACGAUUCAUGAAGGGGGAUAUCUAUGCUGCGAAUUGCCUCCUGAUCAUCAUCAACCGGAACUGAUUCUCUUUUCUCAUUCAUACUUUUCUUCAAUUUGAACCCUUUGAUACCCCGUGAAGAAGAGAAUCAUCCAAUAUGUCUGUCGAAGUCCUCAAGACCAUUUCCCCCACCACCAACGAGGCCAUCCUCACCCGGAAUGGCGUCUCCCAGUCCGACUUAGAUGAGCUUCCCAACACCGCCACCAAGGCUUUCGAGUCAUGGAGCAAGACCUCGCUGGCCGACCGCAAGACCAUCGUCAAGAAGGCCCUGAGCCUCCUUCUCGAGCAAAAGGAUGACUUGGCUCAAGAGCUUACCGUCCAGAUGGGCCGCCCCUGCGCCUACACCGGCGUCGAAAUCGCCACGGCGGUGAAGCGCGGCGAGUACCUCCUCAAGAUUGUCGAUGACGUUCUCACGGACACCGACGGCGAGGCUGAGAAGGGAUUCAAGCGCUUCAUUCGCAAGGUUCCCGUUGGCCCGGUUCUUGUUCUCUUUGCCUGGAAUUACCCUUACCUCAUUCUGGUCAACUCGCUCAUUCCCGCGUUGUUGUCUGGCAACACCGUCAUCUUGAAGCCCUCACCGCAGACUCCGACCAUUGUGGAGCGCGUGGCCAAGGUGUUUGAGGAGGCCGGUCUCCCGGCUGGCGUGCUGCAGUACUUCCACUGUGGUUCUCCCGUCAUGAUCGAGUCCAUCGUGCGUAACCCCAAGGUGAAGCUCGUAGCCUUCACCGGCUCUGUGGCCGGUGGUCUGGCUGUGCAGCAGGCUGCGUCAGACCGUGUUGUCAACGUCGGUUUGGAGUUGGGAGGAAAGGACCCGGCCUACAUCCGCAGCGAUGUGGACAUCGACUGGGCUGCGGCCGAGAUUGUCGACGGCGCUGUCUUCAACUCGGGACAGAGCUGCUGCUCCGUCGAGAGGGUGUACGUUGACGACAAGAUUCACGAUGCCUUUGUCGAGGCCGUCCAAAAGGUUCUCAAGGGUUACGUGCUCGGAGACCCCUUUGAUAAGGGUACGCACAUUGGCCCCGUCAUCUCGAAGCGUUCCCAGGAAGCCAUCGAGUCGCACAUCAAGGACGCCCUCUCCAAGGGCGCCACUGACGCAACCCCCGAGAACGAGUCCUUCAGCAACCCCCCGCCCAAGGGCAACUUUGUCAAGCCUACGCUCCUCACGGGUGUGGACCACUCGAUGACGGUGAUGACGGAAGAGACGUUUGGACCGGUGAUUCCCGUCCAGCGGGUCAAGAGUGACGAGGAGGCUGUCAAGCUCAUGAACAACAGCGAGUUCGGCCUCACUGCCAGCAUCUGGACCAAGGACACGGACCGCGGCUACGAGCUCGCGGACCAGGUCGAAGCAGGAACCGUCUUCGUUAACCGAUGCGAUUACCCCAGCCCAGACCUAGCGUGGACGGGUUGGAAGAACUCCGGCAAGGGGCAGACCCUAAGCCGCUUCGGCUACGAUCAGUUUGUCAAGCUCAAGAGCUACCACUUGAAGGACUACCCCAAAUAAGUGGUAGUAUCAUAGCAGUCCUCCUUCGCGUGAGCCCAUCUAUGCCCGCUCCUACCGGCUUCUCGGUGUCAUGUGGGAAGCUUGGGUGAGGAGGAG
Colletotrichum phormii is the source of this 1718-nucleotide messenger RNA. RefSeq names its product aldehyde dehydrogenase. The record is from RefSeq and is a predicted model, not a curated record. NCBI's taxonomy places the organism in Eukaryota, Fungi, Ascomycota, Sordariomycetes, Glomerellales, Glomerellaceae. The transcript has 3 exons. Bases 219 to 1622 code for a protein of 467 amino acids. Gene Ontology annotation, molecular function: oxidoreductase activity, acting on the aldehyde or oxo group of donors, NAD or NADP as acceptor.